Molecule: messenger RNA, 1829 nt
Organism: Dryobates pubescens (Downy woodpecker)
Lineage: Eukaryota; Metazoa; Chordata; Aves; Piciformes; Picidae
Gene: MITD1
Product: microtubule interacting and trafficking domain containing 1
Exons: 7
Coding region: 29-781 (250 amino acids)
Biological process (GO): midbody abscission
Cellular component (GO): midbody
Source: RefSeq, a predicted model, not a curated record
CGCCUGCCGCCUCCGCGCCGCGGCUCCCAUGUCGCGGGCGGGGGGCGAUGGCACUGCUGCACUGGAGCGGGCCGGGGCGGAGACAGUGAGGCGAGCGGUGGAACUGGAUCUGGCGUCUCGGUUCCAGGAGUCGCUGGUGUGCUACCAGGAGGGCAUUGACCUCCUGCUGCAGGUGGUGAAAGCCACGAAAGAUGAGGCCAAAAAACACCGAUACCGGCAGAAAAUAUCCGAGUACAUGACCAGAGCUGAAGACAUUAAGAAACACAUUGAAAAAGAGAAACAAGAUGGCAAAUACCAUAAGCAAAUUAGGAUAGAGGAAAAUGCAACAGGUUUCUGCUACGAGAAGCUUUUCCAAGAGUACCUUACUGAAAUUGUUUCUGAAGUUUGGGUGGAGGACCCCUAUAUUAGGCAGGCUCAUCAGUUAUAUAACUUCCUUCGAUUCUGCGAGAUGAUAGUUAAGGGGCCAUGCAAAGUGAAAACAAUCCACCUCCUCACUUCCUAUGAUGAAGGCAGUGGAAGGAGUCAGCAAGUAAGUGGCUUGGAAGAAAUUCAACAGUCAUUGAGAAGUUACGGAGUAACACUGAAUAUUGCAUUUUCAUCUUCAAUACAUGAUCGAGAAAUUAGAUUCAACAAUGGAUGGAUGAUUAAGAUUGGAAGGGGUCUUGAUUAUUUUAAGAAACCACAGGGUCGUUUCAGCAUUGGAUACUGUGACUUUGACUUGCGACCUUGCCAUGAAACAACAGUGGACAUUUUUCAUACUAAACAUACAAAGCAAAUGUGAUCAACUAUGACUGCUUUUAAUAAGCAUUUUUAUAAGCAUAAUAAGUCUGAUUAGAAGAUGCUGCUUGACUCCAGCUGUCUACCCUCAGACCCAACUCUUCCAAGUUCGUAGUCCAACAAGUUUAGGGAUACUUCAGACUUCAGUCUGAGAAAACACAACUGUAUGAUUCCUUGCCUGUAUCUCAUCUAUAAUCCUAAUCCAAUCCCUGUCCAAACUCGAUCUUGAUUUCAUAACUGACUCAAUACCGUCUCUCAAAGGCCUCUAUACUGUUGUUUCUAUUUUUACUAUUAAUUUUUUCUUGAGCAAAUUUUUUCUUUAGAUCUUUAAUUGACCACCUCACAAGCAUUUGAAGGUGGGCUGCCACACGUCCUAUUUUCUGAACAGUCUUAUUUAUUGUUCCAGUGAGCUCAUUUCGAUAAGGAAUUAUCAAUUACACGUACCACAGGUGCUGAUAGGUAUGGCUUUAUUUAAUAUAAAAGGUGGACGAGGCUGCUCUGCAGCACUGCAAGGCACAAACCCAAAGCAAGCACGACCCUGUGAGUUACCCACGAAACACAGAAGCAGAGCCUGAUCCCAGCAAAGUGCAGCUAACUUACCCUAAGCACCCUGUAAGAAACAGCGGCACCGAAGAUCACAAAGCGGCGGAGCUGACCGUCUCCCAUCCAUGCAGGCCUCCCUGUGAGACCAAAUCUUGUCGUGUUGGACCAGAGAAGCGGCAGCUCCCAGUAGCAACCGUCAGGUUUUUCGAGGGUCCCGCAUCCUGUGACAUUGGGCCAAGGUGUCACAGGAGGCUGGGUCUUGGAGCGAAAGCCCCCACCCUAUUUUGCAGUUGCGUUACGUAACUUCUCACCGUACUGCUGAUGCGCACAGCCCACUCAGGGGGUUGCACACCCCCUGCCCAGCAAUAGCCUUUCUUAUCUUCAUCUCCCUCAGGUCUAUUAGCGGUCAAGCGGGAGCUUGAAUGUCUUUCGUGGUCAUCCCAGGAUGUCAACACAUCAUAUCCCCCCUCAGUUUCAUAAACAAAGGAGCCUACAGAUACAUGUUACCU